This is a messenger RNA of Amaranthus tricolor (Joseph's coat), 2561 nucleotides long. Its product is annotated as endoglucanase 25-like. Lineage: Eukaryota; Viridiplantae; Streptophyta; Magnoliopsida; Caryophyllales; Amaranthaceae. Gene Ontology annotation, molecular function: hydrolase activity, hydrolyzing O-glycosyl compounds. The coding region runs from base 274 to 2136 and encodes 620 amino acids. The transcript is spliced from 6 exons. Gene Ontology annotation, biological process: carbohydrate metabolic process. The record is from RefSeq and is a predicted model, not a curated record.
UUACAAAAUUAAUUAGAAGAAUUUAAAUUAAAAUUUUUUUAAAAAUUGGUAUCUUCCCUCACCAAUCAAACUUUUGUUAAGUUUGCUUCAUAUCAAAGCCAACAGCAUCUUUGACAGUUCACCAGUCAUCUCUCACUACCGACACUCGUUAAUACAUUACUGUCACACAACAACAGCACUCCUUUACUAUUAGAUCUAUCUCCUUCUCCUCCAUUUCCAUUUCUUCUUCUUCUUCUUCAAUUCCUCCCAGAAAAGAGUAAAAACCAUCCAAAAAUGUCUAUGUAUGGGAGAGAUCCAUGGGGAGGACCUUUAGAAAUAGCAGCAGAUUCAGCUACAGAUGAUGAUCGAAGUAGGAAUCUACAAGAUUAUGAUAGAGCUGCUUUAUCUUCACGUCAACUAGAUGAAACUCAACAAAGUUGGUUAUUGGGUCCUGCUGAACAGAAGAAGAAGAAGAAGUAUGUUGAUCUUGGUUGUAUUAUUGUUAGUCGUAAGAUCUUUGUUUGGACUGUUGGAUCGAUCUUAGCUAUUGGUUUACUUGUUGGGUUUAUUACAUUGAUUGUUAAGCUUGCUCCUCGACAUCAUAAAGCGGCUCCUCCUCCGGAUAAUUAUACUCAGGCUCUUCAUAAAGCUCUUAUGUUCUUCAAUGCUCAACGAUCUGGGAAACUACCGAAGCACAACAAUGUUUCAUGGAGGGGUAAUUCAUGUAUGAAUGAUGGGAAGUCGGAUUCAGGAUCCACAUUCAAGGACUUAAGGGGUGGUUUCUAUGAUGCUGGGGAUGCCAUUAAGUUCAAUUUCCCUGCUUCUUUUGCUAUGACUAUGUUGAGUUGGAGUGUGAUUGAAUAUAGUGCGAAGUAUGAAGCUGCAGGAGAGCUUAAUCAUGUCAAGGAAAUUAUUAAGUGGGGUUCUGAUUACUUUCUCAAGACCUUUAAUUCGUCAGCUGAUGAUAUUAGUAGGCUUGUGUCACAGGUUGGGGUUGGUGAUACUUCUGGUGGGAGCACAACUCCUAAUGACCAUUACUGCUGGGUGCGUCCUGAGGACAUUGAUUACCCCCGACCAGUAUCGGAGUGUUCCAGUUGCUCUGAUCUUGCUGCCGAAAUGGCUGCUGCUUUGGCUUCAGCGUCUAUAGUUUUCAAGGAUAAUAAGGUUUACUCUCAGAAAUUAGUUCAUGGUGCUAGAACACUUUACAAGUUUGCUAGAGAUCAAAGAGGAAGAUACAGUGAUGGCAAUGAGGCUGCGAUUUUCUAUAAUUCUACCAUGUAUUGGGAUGAAUUUGUUUGGGGUGGAGCAUGGUUGUAUUAUGCUACUGGGAAUAAUUCCUAUCUUACCAUUGCAACUCAUCCUAAAAUGGCCAAGCACGCUGGUGCGUUCUGGGGAGGCCCUGAUUAUGGUGUUCUAAGUUGGGAUAACAAGCUUACCGGAGCGCAAGUGCUUCUUAGUCGUUUACGUUUGUUUUUGAGCCCUGGUUAUCCUUACGAAGAAAUGUUAUCAGCCUUCCACAACCAGACUGGCAUAAUUAUGUGCUCCUACUUGCCGUAUUUCAAUAGCUUUAACAGAACUAAAGGAGGUUUGAUCCAAUUGAACCAUGGAAGGCCGCAACCUCUUCAAUAUGUAGUAAAUGCUGCAUUUUUAGCUACCCUUUAUAGUGAUUAUCUCGAGGCUUCUGAUACACCCGGCUGGACAUGUGGUCCUAAUUUCUACUCAACAAAUGUGUUGCGUCAAUUUGCCCGCACACAGAUUGAUUACAUUCUAGGCAAAAAUCCUCGAAAGAUGAGUUAUCUGGUUGGGUUCGGUAGCCACUAUCCAAAACGCGUACAUCAUAGAGGCGCAUCUAUACCAAAGAACAAAAUCAAGUACAGUUGCAAAGGAGGUUGGAAAUGGAGGGACACUAAGAAAGCGAACCCAAACACGAUAGUGGGAGCCAUGGUUGCUGGUCCCGACAGACAUGAUGGGUUCCGUGAUGUUCGUACUAACUACAAUUACACAGAGCCCACGCUCGCAGGCAAUGCAGGUUUAGUUGCUGCCCUUGUUGCCCUUUCUGGCGACAAGGGUGCUGGAAUCGAUAAGAACACCAUGUUCUCCGCAGUGCCUCCCUUGUUCCCAAACCCUCCUCCUCCACCCGCACCUUGGAACCCUUAAUGAGUGCACGGGCAUCAUUAACGAGAUGUCUUGCACCUUAGACGCCAUCGUAAGUUGUAUGGUUUUGUUGUGUUGGAUCUGAACGGAGUACAAGACCGAGAAAGCAAUAGCGAGAGAAUGUCUCAAAUGCAGAUCCUUGUGCUAGAGAAAAGAAACCGUACUUAAACUUGCUCGAAGUUGCUAACGAUGGAUUAACUUAGGCUUUCGAAAAGUUUUUUGGGUUGUUAAUAGUUGUUAUACUUCCGUGUAUAUGUAUGAUAAUAUUCGUUUAUGUAUUCUUUUGAACACUAAAAUACUGAACUUUUCAAACUGAUCAGUGGGAUAAAAAUCAAACAGAAGCAAUUCUUUAGCCAUUUUGUUCAAAUUGUAGCAAGUAACAAUGAUACCUUCUAUUAAUACAACUGAAUAAAUCUUGUUAUACUUCA